ACGGUUCUUUUUUGGAUUGCUCGACGGUCGAUCUACAAUUUUGUUGGUUCGUGAUGAUGCUUGUUUGUUAUUCUUAACCUACAAAUCACGUAAUUUCGCCAAAGUCAUUUAGUGGGGGCUAACGAUACCUUUUGAAAUCAGUGAUGAGUGAAAAUUUCUUGGAAUGAGGUAGAAGCCAUGAAAAUUUGUUAGAGCGCUGGUGUCUGAUGCUUCUUGGGAUUUAGAGAGUGUUUGAAAGUAGAAAUAUGGAGUACAAGAGCUGUAUUAGGAUACGAGGGGUGCCGAUCCUCCCGCCCUUGAUGACAGAGGAGCUACGCUCGGAGAUGUCCUACUACAAACAACUAGCCCUCUCCGUCGAGGAGAAGCUUUCCCGUCAACGUUUGACUCCCGAGGGUUCCCCUGACACAUUAAAAACUGCCUCGACUCCCAGAAUCUCCCGAAAAUCCUCUAAAGCUUGGUCAAAGACUGAGGAGACCCUCUCGGAUGACGAGACGACCUUGACAAAGUCCACGGACUUGAAUAAAUACCUGGUUAACCCGUCCGACACAUCCGAGGGCUCCUCAGAGACCUCGAAGCCCCAAAUCCCCACAUCCCUGGACAUUGUUCCGAUAACUCUAGAUCCCCAGCCCCUGAAGAAGUCGAAAUCUUCAUCGAGUAUUCAAAAUUCUCAAGAGGAGCCCAGGAAGCUCGUGAGACAGGGCUCCUACACCCUCGACACACCCUCUCCGAUGCUUCUGGCUCAUAUCGAGGUUAACAGACGUGACUACGUGCCUACAGACCAACAGAAACGGAGAGAUUGGGGGUUGAAUAACAGCAAAGGCACCUGGAUGUGCCAGAGUUCCUUGGAAAAUGGGAUUGGAGAGCCUGGGAAGGCGAAUCACAGGGUCAAUGGCUCCCUCGAGUCCAUUCAUGUUGAAUCCUCCGGGAGAAAUACGAAGAAAACCUUCAGGGGGGCUCUUGGACGCUCGAAGUCCAGUCAUGAAGUGAAGAACCGAUAUCGUGAUGAGCAGAAUCGAAAUCUGGGGGACAGAAGUCGACAUUUGGGUAGGAGUCAGGGAUUAUACGAGGAGAGUAGGAACAGAGAGGGAGGAAAUCUAAAUUUGAGAAGGAGGGAUUCAUAUUCCGAGAAGAUUCAAGAUGCCAAAAUCGGUGGGAAACAUUCCGAUAGUCCAAAUCGAAUUUCCAACUGUCACAAUAGAAAUUCCAAUGAUGAAAAUCGAAGUUCCUCGAAAAAUCAGUCGUUGACUCGGGAUAUCACGAGUCCCGCUCGAGAAUCCAAAUCGAGGAAUCAAAAUUUAGACACAGCCUCUCAGACAGAGUCGACGCCAAAAAAUUUGGAAACGAAAAAUCAAAAUAUGUCGUAUAAUGAAAACAUUCGCCUGCAGCAUCGAAACGUCGAGUCGAGAGAAUUCUACCUGGGGGAGAAGAAGUUGGGAGGCUCCCUGGGGGAUCUGUUGAACUCCUCUAACGAUAUAUCGACAAAUGAACCUGACGAGAGGAUGACAAAAAGUCUCGAUAUGAAUGACUUCGAGGCAGGGACGUCUGAACGACUUUUGGGAGUCUUCCAGGAAAUCCAGAGGACCCACGACAGACAAAUGGCAGAUCUGAUUGAGCGCCAGCAAAAGGAGCAGGCGUUCAUGCAGCAGGCGUUCGAGAAGCAGCAGCUGAUGCUCUUGGAGCAAAUCGACAAGACUUUUCCAGGGAUUUCCAUUAUGGAGUUGGUGAAGAGGGUUGGGGAGGGAGUCCGAGAGAGGGUGAGAGAUGAACAACGGCUAGAGGCAGAGAAUGACCAAGGGUUAGCGGAGAGGGACACCAGGAAGGAUUGGAAGAACGAGGAUUUCUCGAGUUCCUUUGACUCCGAUGGGAGCAUGAGUAUUAAUCUAGUGGAGAGCGGAUUGGAAGGGAGCCCGGAUGGGAAGAUGAGGGGUGUCAGCAGACAACUGUUCCCGUUGGAAGUGCAGACCAGGAGGAUGCCUGUGGCCAAUGGGGGUCUUCGUGAUCCGAGACAUAUUCACGCAGCGACAGUAAUAAAUGCAUAUGCUCGUGGCUUUUUGGUUCGUAGAAUGAUGAAAACAGAGCAAAUAAUAUCACUGAAAAACACUUACCGUGAGGCACUCCACUGUAUGUUGAAAUUGACCGUAGAUGCACCGCUAGAACUCGCAGAAUUGAAUUUUCACAAGCGUUUGCAGCUGCAGUGUGACGCUGCAUCUAUGAAUAUCGUUGAAUUAUUUUCACAGAGUCCAUCGAAGAGAAUGGAAAUUAUAGCUCACGACAGACAGAUAAAAAAGGUGAAGACAGACCGUCCUUCUUCCGCCAGGUCAUCAAUGUCAUUUGCCACACAACGGACACUGGCGCGAAAAAAAUUGAAAGAAUUGGGAAUUUUUCAACUGCCAGAGGCGCAGAGCACCUCCAGAACUCGAUGUCAGACGUGGACAUCAAACAAUCGAGAUAAAAAGUCACCAGGAAUUGUUUACAGGGGUAUCAAGAGAAGUACAAGCGCUGGUGCCGUCCGGAAGCCCUGGCGAUGAGCCCCUCCGAGUGCCUUAACCACAAAAGAAAAAGAAAACAUUAAUAAAAAGGAAGAGUUUAAUAUCAAAUUUACGUUGAUUAAAUAACAAAAAAAUUUUUUAUAUCAUUUAGAUGACCAUCGAGUGCCUAAGAUGAAGCCCAAGGGAGCGUAUUUCCUUGAAAAGGAAUUGAGAGGACGUAUCUCUGUUUUCGAGGCUAUAUGCCUCUUUAAUAAUUUUCGUUUAAUUAGUAUUAUUAAGUUGUUUUUUAUUGGAUAUUUAUUAUCCUGUCCUGUGAUAAAGGAUGCCACUGGUUAGUUUAUAGAUUCAUCGCCACAUCCAAUGUGAAUUCCUCUCAUUUAAUUUAAGUUCUUUUGUAUUCGAUGGAAAUUACUUCCAUUUUUUCUAAUUUUUUAUGUUAAUUCAAUUGAAUAAAUCGAGAAUUGAAAAAACUGGUUACUGUUGAUGGCUGGGGAAUAUUGUUAGUCAAUAAUUGAUCUACAUCCACCCUGGAAAUAUUGACAUUCUCUUAAUUUAUUAAAUUACUAAAUUGAGAGAUUCUUACAAAAUGCAUUAUUCAUCGUAUUGAAUAAGUGUUCACAAAUAUUGAACUAAGAAAAUUGCUUCAUCACAUUUUCUCUUCAUCGAUCUAUUAAAUCCAUAAUUGAACCAUAAAGUUAAAAAUAGUAGUGGAGAAAUAAAUUGCUGUGAUUUAAUGUUUAUUGCAUUCCUAAAAAAAAUUAUGUUCAAUUUCAUUUAAUUUUUCAUUACAAUUCUGUUCAGACUUACACCAAGUACACCAAUUUACAAUAGACAUAAACCUAAAAUAUCAACUGAAAAUUAUAGAAAAAUGCAAAAAUGUUGACACAAUAUUUUCCUCCAAUGUGUUCAAACGAAAUAUAAUGUUUUUGACGCUUA
Messenger RNA from Diachasmimorpha longicaudata, 3425 nucleotides. RefSeq lists its product as uncharacterized. The transcript is spliced from 5 exons. Gene Ontology annotation, biological process: centrosome duplication; ciliary basal body organization; centriole replication. The coding region runs from base 246 to 2528 and encodes 760 amino acids. Gene Ontology annotation, molecular function: protein binding. The record is from RefSeq and is a predicted model, not a curated record. Gene Ontology annotation, cellular component: centriole. Lineage: Eukaryota; Metazoa; Arthropoda; Insecta; Hymenoptera; Braconidae.